UAUGAAAGGAGCGAAACAAUAAAAGAAAUAAUCAAUUUGGGACUAGGUUAAAAAUGAAGAGAAGGAUUUCUAUUUCAAUUACCUCUCUAAAAAAUCUAGAAAUAUACAGAAGAAAUUAAAGGACAUAGCUGAUUUGGAAGAAUUAUCAAAGACAAAAGAAUUAAAGCCAGAAUAAGUUCAAAAGAUUUAAAGUAAAGAAGAAAACAAUGAAAAAUUAAAGGAAUUUGAAGCUUAAUUAACUAAUUGGCUAUCAGCAAAGAGAGAAGCAGAAUAAAGUGGAACACUCCUAACUUAAGAAGCAUUCAUUCUCAUUUUAGAGCAUUUAUCUGAAAAUCAAGACACAGUUGCCCUUCUUUCUCAAGAACAUAAUUCACUUUAUGAACUUGCUAAAAUACUUUAAAAUAGAGUAAAUGGGUAAUUGAGAAAGAAAGAUCAAUCAUGGAAGGGUUUGAAUGUAAAUAUAUAAAUAAUUAAUUUAGUUGAAACAUUAAGUAUAAUCUGAACCAUAAAAAGAAGUUUAAGAAGUCUAAACAUUAAAAUAAGAAUCACCUUAACCUUAAGAAAUUGUUGAAACAUAGAAAGAAUAGACAUAAUAAUAAGAGUAAUAUGUAUUAAUGAAAUCUAGUCCAAAAAAAUCAUUCUAAGAAGAAACUAGGACUUAAGUACAUUAAACAUUAGAUUAAUAAGAUAAUUAACAUUCUGAUGAUAUUUAAAAAUAAGAAAUUACCAAUUAAGAAUAAAAUACAAAUCAACCUUAGGAAUAAUAAUAAUAACCAGAUUAGAAUGAAAAAUAAGAUAAUUAAGAGAAAACUCAUUAAAAUAGAGAAGGACAUAGAUAAAAUUAUUAAAAUGAUAAUCCAAGAAAAGGUUAUAAGAAGAAUUAUCAUCACGAUAAUAAUUAUGAUAGAAGAAAUAAUGGAGAUGAUUAUAAAAAUAGACCUUAUAGAGGAAACAGAUAAUAUCACAAUAGAGAUAGAUAAUAAAAGGAAGAAUGGUAAGAAAAGAAGGAAGUAGUAGAAUAAUAAUACAAUAAUGAUCAUUAAAGUUAACAUAGUUCCGAUGAAGAAUAUAUAACCAUUGAACGCAGGUUAUUCAUUUUUUAUAUUCUUUUAGAUAAAAAAAGCCAUAAUAGAAACCACAGAGAGGUGGAAAUAGAAAUAGAUAAUAAAAGUAAGGAGACACUCAAUAGAAUGUUAAUGUUGAAUAAUGAG
Paramecium pentaurelia is the source of this 1211-nucleotide messenger RNA. NCBI's taxonomy places the organism in Eukaryota, Ciliophora, Oligohymenophorea, Peniculida, Parameciidae. The record is from the annotation of a GenBank genome assembly.